GAGCAGUGUCUUUUCCGUCAAUUCAGCUGAUGUCUUGGGAUCUUCAUCAAUGACAUCUGACAGGGAUGGUGAUACUGUUCCAACCCCUAUAGUCAUGAUUGAUCAAGAUUCUGAUUCUAAUGCUACAAUUGUAGAAAUUAGUUUUGGAGAUCGUCUUGGAGCACUAAUUGAUACGAUGAAGGCAAUUAAAGAUCUGGGACUGGAUGUUACAAAAGGGACUGUUACUACCGAGGAUUCCGUCCUAAAAACAAAAAUUUUCAUUACAAAAAUGGGCCGCAAAGUUGUGGAUCCAUCUCUCUUAGAAAGAGUCCGACUUACCAUUAUUAACAACCUAUUGAAAUAUCAUCCGGAAUCUAGCGAGAGAUUAGCUUUGGGUGAGGCUUUUGGCAUAAAAGCUCCACGAGAGAAGCUUGACAUUGAUGUCGCAACACAUAUACAUGUUCAGGAUGAUGGACCCAAACGAAGCUUAUUAUACAUAGAGACUGCUGAUCGACCUGGACUGCUACUGGAAAUCAUAAAAAUGAUGGCAGACAUCAAUGUUAAUGUAGAGUCGGCAGAGAUUGAUACUGAGGGCCUUGUAGCCAAGGAUAAAUUUUAUGUCAGUUAUAGAGGUGCUUCCCUGAGUGCUUCCUUAUCUCAGGUCCUGAUAAAUUCACUGCGCUAUUACCUUCGAAGGCCUGAAACAGAAGAAGAUAGCUAUUAAGCUGAUAAUAGCCAGCCGACCCACCACCUAAAUUCCUGUUAUGAAAUUGUGCCUUCAGUUCCAGCAAGUGCUGCUUUGAAAUUGGUAAUAUCCUCUCCUUUCUCCAGUGGUUCUUCAAUACUCUGCUCCUUCAAACAUUUCUGCCCUAUAAAUCCAACUAUUCUCCGGUCUGUAAAAAAAAUAUUUAGAAAGUUUUCUAUCAUCAAGGAUUUCUCUCGUAGCAAAUGCCCUCGAAAUAAAUUGAUAUCCUUUUUUUAAUCAAUCCUAUGCUGAAAAUAACUAGUAUUAUUAGCUCAUGUGACAUGCAUAAGUUCCCUAAGCUUAUUAUAUAACAAUGUAGUACUUGUGGCAAUGUAAAAAUGAAUAUUACUAGAUGCUAGAAA
Messenger RNA from Dendrobium catenatum, 1086 nucleotides. RefSeq names its product ACT domain-containing protein ACR12. The record is from RefSeq and is a predicted model, not a curated record. Gene Ontology annotation, cellular component: chloroplast thylakoid membrane; chloroplast stroma. Lineage: Eukaryota; Viridiplantae; Streptophyta; Magnoliopsida; Asparagales; Orchidaceae.